This is a messenger RNA of Notolabrus celidotus (New Zealand spotty), 2097 nucleotides long. RefSeq names its product peroxisomal succinyl-coenzyme A thioesterase-like. The transcript has 11 exons. The coding region runs from base 348 to 1784 and encodes 478 amino acids. Gene Ontology annotation, molecular function: fatty acyl-CoA hydrolase activity. Gene Ontology annotation, biological process: acyl-CoA metabolic process; fatty acid metabolic process. NCBI's taxonomy places the organism in Eukaryota, Metazoa, Chordata, Actinopteri, Labriformes, Labridae. The record is from RefSeq and is a predicted model, not a curated record.
AGAAACCCACGAAGAAGAAGAAGAAGAAGAAGAAGAAGUAGAAGAAGAAGCAAAGCAGCUUCACUGAACAGACAGUGGAUAUUACACGACAACAAAAACAUGUGAAGUGACACACACACACACACACACACACACACACACACACACACACACACACACACACACACACACACACACACACACACACACAGGGUCAGAGUGUGUCGUGUCUGUGACUCGCUGCCGCCAUCCUGUGUCCGCUCCCCCUAACGUUCCCCUGGAGGUGGAGUGAAGCUCCACCAUAGACUCCACCCGGGGAGGCUGAACUUUAGCCCGAGUAAAGCUCGCGCGCUGGUCCCCUCAGUGAGAUGUUGACACGGAUUGUUCAGUGUCAGGUGUUUGUUUCCGGGCUCUGUAACAAGUUAAACCCGGGGAGAUCCAGGAGACUCACCUGGAGGAGAACACAGCUUCAAGGCGUUCAAACCUUCAGGAUGCAGAACAGUCAGUGUUGCGUGAAGCUGUCAGUCCAGCCGUCCAGAGGACUCGUGGAUGAGAAGUUCACCGUCUUGGUCCAGAACACGCUGCCUGGUUUCCCGCUGACCAUCCACGCGCUCCAUCAGAGUGAUGACGGACACACCUGGGAGGCCUUCGGUCACUACACCGCCAACAACACCGGGACUGUAAACGUUUUAGAGGAUCCCAGUCUGGGCGGGACAUAUUCUGGCGUUGAACAGAUGGGUCUCCUGUGGAGCCUCAGAGCAGUUCCAGGCAGCAAACCGUGGCUCAGGUUGAGAAAGAUGAACAUCCAGACCCCCAUGGAGUUCACCAUCUCUGUGUACCAGGGUCACCAGACUGAGGGCUUCAACGAUCAGGUGCCGCUGGCUGGUGUCGUCGUGGAGCGCUGGUACAUGGCACCAGGGGUCCGUAGGGUCCCGAUUACAGAGGAUGGACUCACUGCAACCCUCUUCCUGCCCUCAGGACCCGGACCUUUCCCUGGCCUCAUUGACCUAUGGGGGGGGGGAGGGCAGCUGGUGGAGUACCGUGCAGCUCUUCUGGCCUCCCAUGGCAUCGCCGCCCUGGCCCUCGACUACUUGACUCCUAAAGUCACGUUGGAAACUGGAAAGAUGGUUGAGAACGAUUACUUUGAGAAGGCCUACAGAGUCUUGCAGCAGCACCCUCAAAUCCUCGGCAGCAGGAUUGCAAUGCUGGGUCUGUCUUUUGGGACCUCUAUCACCUUCAAAGUGGCUGCUUACUCUGAAGUUAUAAAGCUUAGAUGUGCAGUGUGUGUCAGCGGGAGUCAUGUGCAGCCAGUUGACGGAUCUGUGAAACAAAUACUGGCUUACUUCAACAAAAACUCUGACAAGACACGCUUCAACGAGGAGAGCCAGGUGAUCUGGCGAGAUCUGCUGCUGCCGAUCCCCACCGACCCGGCGUUCAAAGUAGACAUGGGACGGAUCAAGUGUCCUCUGAUGCUGGUUGUAGGUGAGGACGAUCAGAACUGGCCCGCGCCAGAUUCUGCAGUAGACAUAAAAGAGAUGAUGGAGAAAGCAGGGAACAGCCACCUGCUGACCCUGCUGUCGUACCCAGACACCGGUCACCUGAUCGAGCCGCCGUACACGCCGCACUUCCGAGCCAGCAUGUUCAAAACAGUGGACACACAACAGAAGAUGGUGGUUCUGUGGGGCGGAGAGACGGUGGCACAUUCUCGCGCUCAGGAAGACGCCUGGAGGAAGAUUUUGGUGUUUCUGAGGGAGAAUCUGUACGGCGGUACAAACCCGAGUGCAGCUUCAUUUUCCCACCUUUGACAAAGGUGACGGCUUCAACAUUAAAGCUUCAGGAAGUAAAAGUUCUUCACUGAUUGGAAGGACGUGAAACACACUGGGUGUACGAGUACAAAGAUUUUAUAUUGCCUUAACGAUCAUUAUAAUCUCUAAGAGAAUAAAACAUACUUCAACUAAAUGUAGAUUCUUGUGAUGAAGAAAAUGUUCCAUUCUACAUGUUUGUUUUUUACUCUCGUAGGAUGUUUUAUUUGAAAUGAACAUGAAUGUUUCCUGAUAGAAUCAUGGUCAUGUGAUGAAUAACCGAUCCAUCAGGUAAUAAAAAGACAAUCAAACUGGA